Lecanosticta acicola is the source of this 1554-nucleotide messenger RNA. NCBI's taxonomy places the organism in Eukaryota, Fungi, Ascomycota, Dothideomycetes, Mycosphaerellales, Mycosphaerellaceae. The record is from the annotation of a GenBank genome assembly.
AUGGAUCCGGUAUCCAUUACUCUUGCUCAAAGACUGCAGGCAGUCCUUUUCCGGAAAACGAUUCGCGAAAACUUCUCCAAAUUCUUCCAGGCUGAGCCAAAGCCACAAUCUAUUGACGAGGAAAGCCAGCCAAACGUCGCUCCGUGCGAUGGGUUGGACCAGAUCUCUCAUGUCGAUCUCGUGUCUGACGAAUGGCACAUCGGCCAGGACAGUCAAUUUGGCGAGGCCUUUCAGAACGACACCAACUCUCCAGAGGCGCUAGCACCAGAUGAGCAAACGCUUAGAGAUAUAAAUUACGCACGCUUCCAGGAUGAGGACCCCGAUGACUACACGAAAGGACCAACUCGUUUCGUCAUUGGAGAUGACGGUGUCCAGCCAUGUGCUGCGCUACUGUUGACGCACAGUCUUUCACUUUCGAUCCGAGAGGUGGUGGCGAAUCAAAGACAGUUCAUGCGAGAGGAACGGCAAGUCACUCAGCAAGUCAAGGAGAUACGGAAGUUCCGACUCAAGGUCAAGCGGGAGAUUACUAGUCAUACCACUCGCAUCAAGAUCGCAGAGAGCCCCAAUGAUCCUGAUGAGGAGCCGGAUCGAGAGCUCGCAGCCAAGCUGAAGGAAGAGGUUGAGGUCUUGGAGCGUAUGUGCUCGCAUAUGGAGCGUAGGAAGGACCAGUUGGAAGCCGACCUCCGUUUCCAAGCACAGCUGCAUCGCAAGAUCCAGCAAGAAGUCAACGCCAACCUCGAAGAGGCGUUCGUAGAGUGUGCGCUCUUGAACCCCGACGAAGAAGACGACCUUCCCGUCGAGCAAUUCGAUCUUCAGGAGCAGUAUAAGGCCACGCUCAUGGAUAUGCAAGAGCCAGAGGAGAUGAUCCGUGGAGGAUACAGUCCUGAGCUUCCAGAGCUAGACACUAGCCGAGACUAUCUCCACCGACAAGUCCCUAAACCGACACCAGAAGAAGAAGCAGAAAAUCUGGGAAGAGCACGAAUGGCGGAAACACUCCAGCAAGCACUGCAACACGUCACAAUUAUGCAGGAGCAAUUCGACAGCAAAGAAGUCAGUCGUGAACGGGACGCAAUCCUCAACAACGAAGCCGAAAUGAGAGGUGAAGAGACUUACUACACCUCGCAGGAAGACUUCGACGUCCACUGGGUCGAAAACUUCAGAGAGAUCACGCGCAACCUGAUCACCGCCGAAGAAGCCUUGAAACAAGCCAAGAAAGCCGCCAAAGCAGCCGGGAUCAAGCACAUCCCCGGUUGGGAGUCUUCAGACUACGGCGACGACUUCAGCAAUCCAGGCGGCUAUCCCGCAAGCAUGGAAAUCGAUCCCGUGGCAGCGAAAGAACGUGCCGUCCCGGCUGUAGACGACUGGCUGGAGAAGCUGGUGGAAGACAUGCUGCCGGUUCAUGGAGAUUUCGAGAUUAGUGUCGAGGUCGAUGAAUGGGAUUGCAGAGAGGUAGAGAUUGGUGAUAGUCUGAGCUGUGUCGAUUGGGGUACUUAUCGAGAGGAGAUUGAGGAAUUCCGUGAGACGUGUCGGGCGCAUGUCCAGAGUAGUUUAUGA